This is a messenger RNA of Sphenostylis stenocarpa, 372 nucleotides long. The record is from the annotation of a GenBank genome assembly. Lineage: Eukaryota; Viridiplantae; Streptophyta; Magnoliopsida; Fabales; Fabaceae.
AUGUUGGCUCUGAAUAGCGAAGAAACAUUAGUGAAAAUCAAUGACAAAGGCAAACUUGAAUAUGGGCCGCACAAGAGCAGAAUUGAUUUCUUAAGGUGUGGUGUGUAUAGAGAGAGUCUUUUAUCACUCCCCGGCGAUAUGGAGGAAACAACCAGAGUGAAGCCUCGGUUCAGUGAUUACAUUGGUCGAGAUUUAACAAGUGAUCCAACUGGAACGUUUCUAGCAGACAAGCUGAUUUAUCUUGCAGAAAGGGCUGCUGCUAAUUGUCACACAGUGAUACAAGUAUACAGUAUAGGUUUGCUUGCCCUGCUGGGGGAGGCCAGUGAUAAGAUUGAGGAUGUGAAGGUUAGGUUGAUGCAAUUCAAACUUUAA